Molecule: messenger RNA, 1497 nt
Organism: Triticum turgidum subsp. durum (durum wheat)
Lineage: Eukaryota; Viridiplantae; Streptophyta; Magnoliopsida; Poales; Poaceae
Source: the annotation of a GenBank genome assembly
AUGGCGGGCAACGGCAACGACGGUCUGUGCGUGGCCAAGCCGCGGAGCGCUGCUGACCCGCUCAACUGGGGGAAAGCGGCGGGGGAGCUGUCGGGCAGCCAUCUGGAUGCGGUGAAGCGGAUGGUGGAGGAGUACCGCAGGCCGGUGGUGGUCAUGGAGGGCGCGAGCUUGACCAUCGCCCAGGUCGCGGCCGUGGCCGCGUCCGGCGGGGCCAGGGUGGAGCUCGACGAGUCCGCGCGCGGCCGCGUCAAGGAGAGCAACGACUGGGUCAUGGCCAGCAUGGCCAACGGCACCGACAGCUACGGCGUCACCACCGGCUUCGGCGCCACCUCCCAUCGGAGGACCAAGGAGGGCGGCGCCCUGCAGAGGGAGCUCAUCCGGUUCCUUAACGCCGGGGCUUUCGGCACCGGCAGCGACGGCCACGUGCUGCCCGCGGCCACCACGCGCGCGGCGAUGCUUGUCCGCGUCAACACCCUGCUCCAGGGGUACUCCGGCAUCCGCUUUGAGAUACUCGAGACGAUCGCCAUGCUGCUCAACGCCAAUGUGACGCCGUGCCUGCCGCUCCGGGGCACCAUCACCGCUUCUGGCGAUCUCGUCCCUCUCUCCUACAUCGCCGGACUUGUCACUGGCCGCCCAAAUGCCGUGGCUGUGGCUCCUGAUGGCACCAAAGUUAACGCCGCUGAGGCUUUUAAGAUCGCCGGCAUCCAGCAUGGUUUCUUCGAGCUGCAGCCCAAGGAAGGCCUUGCUAUGGUUAAUGGCACGGCGGUGGGCUCUGGGCUCGCGUCGAUUGUUCUCUUUGAAGCCAACAUCCUUGGUGUCCUUGCUGAAGUUUUGUCGGCCGUGUUCUGCGAGGUGAUGAAUGGCAAGCCAGAGUACACCGACCACCUGACUCACAAGUUAAAGCACCACCCCGGACAGAUCGAGGCCGCGGCUAUCAUGGAGCACAUCCUGGAGGGCAGCUCCUACAUGAUGCUUGCGAAGAAACUUGGUGAACUCGACCCAUUGAUGAAGCCAAAGCAAGAUAGAUAUGCUCUCCGCACGUCGCCGCAAUGGCUUGGCCCACAAAUUGAGGUCAUUCGUGCAGCGACAAAGUCGAUCGAGCGCGAGAUCAACUCCGUCAAUGACAACCCACUCAUUGACGUAUCUCGUGGAAAGGCAAUACAUGGUGGCAACUUCCAGGGCACGCCCAUUGGUGUGUCGAUGGACAACACGAGGCUUGCCAUUGCAGCGAUCGGCAAGCUCAUGUUUGCCCAGUUCUCGGAGCUAGUGAACGACUUCUACAACAAUGGCUUGCCCUCCAACCUCUCUGGUGGCCGCAACCCAAGCCUGGACUAUGGCUUCAAGGGUGCCGAGAUCGCCAUGGCGUCAUACUGCUCGGAGCUCCAAUUCUUGGGCAACCCUGUCACCAACCAUGUCCAGAGCGCGGAGCAGCACAACCAAGAUGUUAACUCCCUCGGAUUAAUCUCGUCUCGGAAGACUGCCGAGGCCACAUUCUGA